AUGGGUCUCUUCUUCCACUGUCGCGUUUAUGUUGGCGUACUCGUCGGGACACUCGAGUGCAUCGGUACAGCCACACGAUGCCAGACGAAGAGUGCUCCUCGAUCGUGUUAUGGCGAGUUCGAUGAACGAAUCUCAGCACAACUCACACCAACAAUGCUCUAUGCCGAGAGAGUCGUCGAAAAUCAGCUUCACUUGUUUGCCGGUAAAAUAUGCCAGAAAUGCUACCUCCUUUCUUCGUCACUCGCCGAGCCGCUUUUCGUCCGCUUCACGGGCUCAACUUUAUCUGCGCACACAUUCCGGGCCGGGGCCGCCGGACUCUUGGCGCCAGAGUCCACUUUGCGCCUGCGUUCUUCGGCCGCCGUCGGCCAACUGACGCGAGGAGCCGGCCAUCCUCUCUCGUCAGCUCAAUCUGUCCUCUCUGCCCACUUCACGGCGUGGGCCUGUAUCGUCCGCGCCUGGCCGCCUCUUUGCUUACUCCUUCUUCGUCGAGGCGGCCACAGCCUGGCCAAACAAACGCCCCUGAAUGUGUUUACUUUGCGGUUUCGUGGUUCUAUUUUCGCCCGCUUUUUUCAGGCCUCAAAGAAUCGGCUCUGUUCAUAG
Molecule: messenger RNA, 600 nt
Organism: Protopolystoma xenopodis
Lineage: Eukaryota; Metazoa; Platyhelminthes; Monogenea; Polystomatidea; Polystomatidae
Source: the annotation of a GenBank genome assembly